Messenger RNA from Melanotaenia boesemani (Boeseman's rainbowfish), 2668 nucleotides. It is a transcript of the gene kiss1ra, whose product is annotated as KISS1 receptor a. The transcript is spliced from 5 exons. Gene Ontology annotation, molecular function: G protein-coupled peptide receptor activity. Gene Ontology annotation, cellular component: membrane. Bases 951 to 2084 code for a protein of 377 amino acids. Gene Ontology annotation, biological process: neuropeptide signaling pathway. NCBI's taxonomy places the organism in Eukaryota, Metazoa, Chordata, Actinopteri, Atheriniformes, Melanotaeniidae. The record is from RefSeq and is a predicted model, not a curated record.
AGCACAAACCACAAUCAACUCAGCUCAGCUCGGAAGAUGAACAACGACUGAUGCUUGGGCUCAUUUCUCUCUUUAAAUACAAAGCGUUUUGUUAGUCGUAGUUUAGUCAGGGUUGUAGAGCAAACAUUUACUAGUACACUAACUUCAGUCCUCUCUGAAUAAUCAAAUUACCUGCUUUCUACCAACGAAAUAGCCCUGAAUGGAAAGAGGUUUGACGCUCUGGGAUUAACAGCCGAGGAAUGAAGACAAGUGAAAAAAAGCUGAACGGUGGAUUUUUUUGCCUGUGACAGAGCUCACAGAACACAUCUGUCUGCCUCUCGGCGUACACUCUGCUUUUUUCUGGAGGAAAAGUCGGAAAAACAGCAUGCUUUAGCACUCGGAGGGGGAUAUGGUGGCACCAGAGUGCAGUUUCCAUCCAGCUUGCUCUGAAGGAAAGAUGCUUUUUGUUUGCUUUCCGCUCCUCUGUAUUGUUUUCAUAAACCAAUGAGUACUUUGUCACAGUGAAAAAAGAUGUUAUCCCAUUGUGUCUGACCUGUUGUUGUCUUUCAUUCUCUCCAGACCUUUACAAAAAGAAAAAAAAAAACCUUACAGACUUUUCAUCAUAACUGUUUUCUUUCAAUCUUCUAUAUUUCUCUUUCUAAAUCCAGUUUUCCUCUGACUUGACCAUCUUUGUUGUUUUCUUGAGUCUGUACCAUUUACUGCUAGAAGUUUCGUUCUUCUGUCACACACUUUUAUUUAGCUUUUUUUCUUUUUCUUCAUAUUGUAUUUAUUUGUUUCCUCCAUGUUAAACUAUCAGUCUUCCUCUCCUCUUCUUCCCCUGAGGGCAAACUGGACCCAGUGCAUGGAUACUACACACAUUCUUUUAUAAUUGCCAUCUCAGCCUCUAUUUCUUACAAAACCUGCUCUUCUUACUUGUUUUCUCACACUACAAUCCACUCUACCCUGACACAAUGUACUCCUCCGAGGAGCUGUGGAACUCCACUGAGCAGGUUGGAAUGAACGGAUCCGAAUCAAACUCUUCACAGGAAAGACAUUUUGAUGACAUUGAGGGAGAAGGAGAUCAGCAUCCUUUUCUCACUGAUGCCUGGCUGGUCCCUCUCUUCUUCUCACUCAUUAUGCUGGUUGGACUGGUGGGCAACUCUUUGGUUAUUUAUGUCAUUUCAAAACACAGGCAGAUGAGAACAGCCACCAACUUCUACAUAGCAAACCUGGCAGCCACCGACAUCAUCUUCUUGGUGUGCUGUGUCCCCUUCACUGCCACACUCUACCCUCUCCCUGGAUGGAUCUUUGGCAACUUCAUGUGCAAAUUUGUUGCCUUUCUGCAGCAGGUGACAGUGCAAGCCACUUGUAUCACCCUGACUGCAAUGAGCGGGGAUCGCUGCUAUGUGACAGUCUACCCUUUAAAAUCUCUGCGCCACCGCACCCCAAAAGUAGCCAUGAUUGUCAGCAUCUGCAUUUGGAUUGGUUCCUUCAUCUUGUCCACUCCAAUUUUAAUGUACCAGCGCAUAGAAGAGGGUUACUGGUAUGGUCCAAGACAAUACUGCAUGGAGAGAUUUCCAUCUAAGACUCAUGAGAGGGCAUUCAUCCUCUACCAGUUUAUUGCAGCCUACCUGCUGCCUGUGCUCACUAUCUCUUUCUGCUACACUCUUAUGGUGAAAAGGGUUGGCCAGCCAACUGUACAACCUGUAGACAACAAUUACCAGGUCAACCUCCUUUCUGAGAGAACAAUCAACAUCAGGAGCAAAGUCUCCAAAAUGGUGGUGGUCAUAGUCCUCCUCUUUGCCAUCUGCUGGGGUCCCAUCCAGAUCUUUAUCCUUUUUCAGUCCUUCUAUCCGACCUACCAACCCAACUACACAACAUAUAAGAUCAAGACGUGGGCUAACUGCAUGUCCUAUGCCAACUCUUCAGUCAACCCUAUAGUAUAUGGCUUCAUGGGAGCCAGUUUUCAGAAGUCCUUCAGGAAGACUUUCCCCUUCUUGUUCAAGCACAAGGUCAGAGAUAGCAGCAUGGCUUCAAGGACUGCCAAUGCUGAGAUCAAGUUUGUUGCUGCAGAGGAAGGCAUCAAUAAUAAUGGGGUAAAUUGAUUCUGAUUAUUAAUUGCAGAACAAGUUUAUCCCAAACUCUGAGUAAAUUAUGGAUGUUGGCCAUGAGUUCAAAUCUAUUUUCAUAGGGACAAAAUAAGCUUGUUAGACACCAAUUAUUUGAACAUAAAAUUAUUUCAAACAGCACUUUUCCAGACAUUUCUACAAACAUUAUUCUAUGUAUAUGUUACUUGUGUUAUUUUGUGUAAAUAUGCCUGUAAGUUAAGCUUUUUAUGUAUUUGUCCAGACUCUGUGUGGGUGUUUGACCAAAGCAGAAAAUUGUGUUUUCAAAAAGUGCCAACUGAAGCAAUUUCCAGUGAGAAAUUCAUUUAUUCCAUCUCCACCCCAUAAACAACUGAGAAGCAGACAUUAAGGUUCAAAGCUAAUGCAGUUUAAUGACAUGAUACAUUUUGGGAUUUGUGAAGUCUUCAAAUGUCAAAUAGCAACAUUCACGGCCAUUUGGGGUUGAAUGAGUGACGGAGCUUUCAUUCAUGGAAACAAAGACAGAAUGUUGAAGAACACUGACUUUGUUUAGCACAAAAUGCUACCUUUUCAUUGUAAAGCUUCACCAACUGAGCUACCAAAUA